This is a messenger RNA of Arachis duranensis, 1705 nucleotides long. RefSeq lists its product as uncharacterized. The transcript is spliced from 5 exons. Bases 592 to 1317 code for a protein of 241 amino acids. The record is from RefSeq and is a predicted model, not a curated record. Lineage: Eukaryota; Viridiplantae; Streptophyta; Magnoliopsida; Fabales; Fabaceae. Gene Ontology annotation, biological process: mitochondrial proton-transporting ATP synthase complex assembly. Gene Ontology annotation, cellular component: mitochondrion.
CCCAAACUCCAUCGUCGGGACCCCGGAAUCCCAGAUCCAGAACGCGCCUCUGCCUCAGUGCCUCUCUCACACUUAGUCCAGGCUCCUCUCAUCGAGCUCCUGGUCGUCCGUCCAGCCACCGCCUGCUACCACCGCCGUCGGAACUUCGAACAGCCACCGCAUGCUCCCUCACUUCCCCUCCAUCACGCCGCAGCCAUCGCAACCUUCCUUCCCUUCCAUCGCACAGCCACCGUGCGAACGUGGAAGCCUCCGUCGCGCAGGUUCCCCACUUCUCCUCCUCCUCCCCAUUCAGAUACAGGUAUACAGCCCCCCACCCCCAAAACACAAACCCUAGGAUACUCUCCCACCGCCGCAAGGGUCUCACUCAACGCCGCCGUCCAUUGCGCUCAGACACCACCGUGUCUUCGUCCGGUCGUCUGCGGCUCCGCGCGUCUUCCUCGUUCAACAAUUGGUAUAGGAUGCAUCCAGAGAUAUGCAAAUCCUCUUCAGUCUUCUACAGAAUUUUUCAAGCUUAACCACUGAAAACAAAACACUGCCACCGAUUCAUUCAAUCGUCAAAUUUGUUCCUUUUUCUCAUUUCUGAAUUCUACAAUGCAAAGGGUAUCUUCAACAAUCUCAAGGACCAUAGUUAAUUUGUCCAAGGCCAGAAGCCCGUUUCUGCUUAAACGCCCUUUCUUUGCAGCAACUACCCAGAAAUCGCAGCAGCCGGAGAUUCUGGGAGAUUUCCGGAAAUGGGGUUCGGUUGGGUUUUGCAGGAUGUCGAAGUUCGCCAGUGGGUUCACUCCUUUGCAGCCAAAGCCCUUGGAUUCCAUUGUAGAUGUUGAAAGAUUGAAGGACCGCUACCCUGAUGAUAUUGCUUCUAUUUGGGAUGAUUAUCACUUGGGUAGAGGUCAUAUUGGAGCAUCCAUGAAAGCAAAACUUUAUAACCUGCUGGAGCAUAGAGCUUCAGAAUGCCGAUAUUUUGUGAUUCCUGUGUGGAGAGGAAGCGGUUAUACGACAAUGUUUGUUCAAGUGCAGAUGCCACACAUUCUUUUUACGGGUCUUGAAGAUUACAAGGCCAGGGGAACACAAGCAGCCCCCUACUUUACUGUGACCUUUUACAAAGAAUUUGCUGAGGCCAAGGACUUGGUGCUUAUCCGUGGGGAUGUUGUGUUUACCAGCAAGCUGACCGACUCUGAGGCAGAAUGGCUAAUAGAAACUGUUCAGUCUUUCUAUUUGAAUGAUGCGAGGUACAAACUUGUUGAGAGGUUCAACAAAGAAACACAUGAUUUUGAUUUUAAGGAUGUCUUGCAAGCGUUGAACAUGCCAAUUCUGUGACCACUUUUAAUUGGACAAAUACUAAAUUGCUGCAACAAGCAAAGAAGAAGGGUUGAUUGGAGCUAGGACAUUGAAGUUGCAAAUGAACCUGUUUAUCGAGAUGUCUGUCUGCAGCCUAUGGUGAAGGGAGACACAAAAUGGAAACGACUCAUGGAAAGGUUAGAGGAGAUAUUUCUUCAUUUUUUAUUUCUUAAAAUCUUGCAUUCAAAUACUUUUAUGUGUUUCCUUCUGGUGCAAGGAAGGAACUAGAAGUUAACUUUCAAUUAUAUAUAUCCCCAAAUGUAGUCUUGUUUCUUUCUUGCUUGCUGAAACAUUACUUACCCAGUUACCAAUAAAGUAUAAUGAAGGAUUUGUGAAACUAGAAAAACAUCAAUACUAUUUAUGAACA